Messenger RNA from Bipolaris oryzae ATCC 44560, 168 nucleotides. RefSeq lists its product as uncharacterized. The transcript has a single exon. NCBI's taxonomy places the organism in Eukaryota, Fungi, Ascomycota, Dothideomycetes, Pleosporales, Pleosporaceae. The annotation marks the transcript as partial. The record is from RefSeq and is a predicted model, not a curated record.
CCUGUGAUCAGAAAAAAAACCCCAAAGAAUCUCUACACCUAUGUGCAUAUACCGAAUUUUACCCCAGGGAUGAGCAAUGGAACAGCCGUUCAGGCACAGCUACGAUGGCGGGGAAAAAAAUUAGGUAAACCUAAACACGGUUCCAAGCAUCUUUGUAACAAUAUGUAA